AUGAACGAGUCGGACUUUGCCUGCCCCAUUUGCCUCAACCUGCUCUACAAACCCGCCGUGAAUACGGUGUGCGGGCAUGCGUUCUGCUUCUACUGCCUCUUCAGGGCCAUGUCCCCUUACGAGGCCUCCCACUGCCCGCUGUGCCGGCAUGCAUUCGGGCACCUGCCAGGGGUCUGCGCGGCCCUGGACGCGGCACUCCGACUGAGUUUCCCCUCCAGCUACGCCGCCCGUGCCGUGGAGGAGGAGGGCCAGGCGUCAGGCCAGGGCUACAGCAUCCACGGCGUCGAGCACGCCGCCCACCCUGCCCGCCUCCCCGACUCCCUGCGCUGCUGCCACCCUGGCUGCCAAGCAGUGCUGGCCCUCCCCCGCGUCCUGGCCUGCGGCCACGCCCUCUGCGCAGCGCACGCUGCACCCGAAGGCUCGAGGGCCGCCUGGGGCUGCCCGCUCUGCGCUGUGCCCACCCCCCUCCCCGUGGCACGGUGCGGGGUCUUGGACCGCGCAGUGGCCGCCCUGUGCCCCCAGCUGCACGCCGCUGCUGCGGCCGCGGAGCGGGCACAAUGCGGGCCUCACGACACGACGACUGCGACGCAGGCGUCGGUACCCCCGGCCCAGGGCCGCUCAGCGACGCCGACGGCUGGGCCCCCGGGCACCGCACAGGCGGGCGCGCGGGCUGGUGCGGAGGGUCAGGGCCCGGCGACGCAGGCCCCCCUGGCCGGUGCCUGGACCGCAGAGGCCUUUGUUCACUACGGCGCCGGCUGCGACGCCUGCGGCCAGCACCCCAUCGUGGGCCGGCGCUGGCGCUGCCGGGACUGCCCCGCGGCGAUCGGCUUCGACCUCUGUGCGCGGUGCCACGCCAGCUGCGGCGCCGGGGUCGCGGUGUUGGGACGGUUCAAUCAGAGCCACGAGCCUGGGCACACGAUGGAGGAGGUGCGGCCCAGGUCCACCUGGCUGCACCUCCUGCAGGGCCUGAAUCCGGACCUCUCCCCGGGCCAGCUCCUGGGCAUGCUGGCGCUGGUGCAGGGCGAGGAGCCGGAGGAGGCGACCGAGGACGGCACGGCGGGGGAGGGCGAGGGGGCCGACCGGGCUGUGGAAAGGGGGGAAGACAACCGAGGAGAGAGUGGGUGGGAGGACGGCGAGACGAGGGGCGAGGGGGGAGACAGCCCCGUGGGGAGCGGCCGAGUCGGCGGGCAGGCGGAGCGCGGCCAAGGCGGCGGGCGGGCGGAGCGCGGCGGCGAGCCCGACGCAGGUUCGCCGAGCGGGUCAGAAAGCAGGGAGCAGGCGGGGGCGGCGGACGAUGACCAGGCCGGCGACGGCAUGGGCCCCAACUUCAUGCCAUCUCGCCGUGGGCCCAGACCCGCACAGGCCGCCGCCGCCGCCUGGCCGUCCCCCAGCGCACCCUCGUCGCGCCCCGAUGAGGCCUGCUGA
Molecule: messenger RNA, 1425 nt
Organism: Auxenochlorella protothecoides
Lineage: Eukaryota; Viridiplantae; Chlorophyta; Trebouxiophyceae; Chlorellales; Chlorellaceae
Product: E3 ubiquitin-protein ligase PRT1
Exons: 3
Coding region: 1-1425 (474 amino acids)
Biological process (GO): proteasome-mediated ubiquitin-dependent protein catabolic process
Molecular function (GO): zinc ion binding; ubiquitin protein ligase activity
Source: RefSeq, a predicted model, not a curated record